Molecule: messenger RNA, 1365 nt
Organism: Monoraphidium neglectum
Lineage: Eukaryota; Viridiplantae; Chlorophyta; Chlorophyceae; Sphaeropleales; Selenastraceae
Exons: 10
Coding region: 1-1365 (454 amino acids)
Biological process (GO): phosphatidylinositol dephosphorylation
Molecular function (GO): phosphatidylinositol-3,4,5-trisphosphate 5-phosphatase activity; inositol-polyphosphate 5-phosphatase activity; phosphatidylinositol-4,5-bisphosphate 5-phosphatase activity
Source: RefSeq, a predicted model, not a curated record
AUGAAGCAGCUAGGCGCGCAGCUGCUAUCCAAGGCGGCGAACUUAGUGCAGCAGGCCAAGGGCGAUGCACCUGCGCAGCAGCAGGGCGGCGGGAUACCUGCAGCCCGCGCCGGCCCCGGUCAGCAGGCCAAGCAGCAGCCGGACCCAGUUUUGGAGCAGCUUCUCCGCAGCGUGCGCUCCAAGCAUGUGCGCCGUCAGUUCUUCGUGCACGCCGCCUCUGAAUACACAGAGACGCGCGACGUGCGUCUGCUGGCGGGGACGUACAAUGUAGCGGGCAAGCGGCCGCCGCCGGGCACGAAGCUCCACGAAUGGGUCGGCCAGUGGAGGGACAGCUGGCCAAAGGUCACGGACGGUGGGGCGCGCGCGGGUGCCGGCCCCGACAUAAUCGCUGUCGGCUUCCAGGAGGUGGUCCCUCUGAACGCGGGCAACGCGCUGCUGGGGCCCACCAGCGAGGGCGCAGACGCCUGGGACCUAGCGCUGGCCGCAACACUCAACGGCGAGGAGUGGGCGGCUCGCAACUAUGGGCGCACCUACGGCAGCAGCCUGGCAAACCCCUAUAAUAGCAUGGAGCGGCUGGGGUCGCAGGCCGCGUACGCCUACAGCGUGAUCAGCAACCAGGCGGCCACCGCCAUCGUGACGGCCAUGGACAAGCUCUGGGUGGGCGCGGACGGCACCGCCACGCCGGCGCACCGCGGCUCUGUCGGCGGCGUGGGCGGGGGCGGGACGCCCCAGCACAGCGGCGGCGUCGCGGCGGGGCUGGAUGUGGCGGCGGAGCAGCAGCAGCAGCAGGCGCGGCUGCACGCGGCGCUGGAGUCGGGGGACUCUGAGGACGUGUUUGUGGCCGCGAAGCAGAUGGUGGGGCUCUACCUGUCGGUGUGGGUGCGCAAGCGCCUCGCGCGCCACGUGCGCGGCGUGCAGACGACCAGCGCGGCGACGGGCUGGGGGGGAUACGUCGGAAACAAGGGCGCCGUGGCGGCGCGCUUCCGCGUGCACGACGCCCCCGUGUGCGUCGUCUGCAGCCACCUGGCGUCGGGCGACCAGGAGGGCGACGAGCUGCGGCGCAACGCGGACGCGGCGGAGAUACUGCGGCGCUGCGUGUUCCCCACAGACGCGCAGGCGGCGGCCCUGGGGGUGACGGGCGUGGGCCCCCCGGGUCACUGGGGUGACAUGUCGGUCGUCACCGACCACUCGAACGUGAUCUGGCUGGGUGACCUCAACUACCGCGUGGCCAUGCCUGAUGAGGAGGCGCGGCGGCUUAUCUCUGCCGGCCAGUACGAGCGCCUGCUGGCAGCAGACCAGCUCUCGCGUGAGAUGGGGGCGGGGCGCGUCUUCCAGGUGGGUGCCGCGGCUUGGGCUGGCUUUUGA